UUUCCAGGUCAGCAGCUGUCUGAUCUACUCACUCGAUCUACCGGGGGGUGGUGCAUUUAUUCCCUUAUUGCAUUAAAGAUGUAAAUACUCUGACAGGCAUGUCAGUUCAUGAACUGAAAGUUGCAAAAAACGACACGGCAGAUGCACACAAUUAGCCCCUUAAGCUAAUGCUAGUGGGUUAGCUGGUCUCUCUGCGCUGAAUUAUCAAACUUCCAGACAACUCAUUGGUGCGUUUCCAUCGGAUUGUCAGAUGCGUGGCUCUAGGGACGUUGUUGGUCUUGUUUGGAGGCACCCUUACAUCCACAGCACCUCCCUGGCCCCCCUGUUUGGCUGUCCUUGACCAGGAGCGUGGAUGUCCUCCAGGGUAGAGACCCCAGCAGUGCCCAUCCACAUCCCUACAACUUCUUUACAAGAUUGUAUGUUUGAGGGAUGGGUUCUGAGAACUCGGACCACUUUGGACCGGCGGUAGUCCUUGUUGACGAAGAUGAGCAGGAAGUAGGAGGCCUGAUCAACUCUGACGGCGAGGAAGUGGAGUUCUCUGAAAUCAGAGGGAACGCCACCCUGGGCGUUGUACCCGCAGAGGCUCCGUCCAAGAAACUGCUUCAGAGUGAGAACGAGAAGCUGCCAUCCCUCCACCGCUGCUCGGUCUGUGGGAAAGACUUCCCUUACGCCUCCAAGCUUCAGCGGCAUCUGCGCACUCACUCGGGCGAGAGGCCUUUCCCCUGCUCAAUGUGCGAGAAGAGAUUUCCAGAGAAGGGGCUCCUCAUGAUUCACCAGCGGGUCCACACCGGCGAGAAGCCGUUCCCGUGCUCUUUCUGCGAGAAGCGGUUCGCCAGCCAGGGGGAGCUGCGGCUCCACCGGCGGACUCACACGGGCGAGAGGCCCUAUCACUGCUCCAUCUGCCUGAAGAGCUUCUCUCGCCACUGGCACCUGAAAACCCACCUGGAGGCCAUGCACUGUGAGGUCGUGGCGGGCUUCACCAGGAAGAAGUUUCCCUGCUCAGACUGCGAGAAGAGCUGCAACUCGGCAGCCGAGCUGAGGGACCACCAGAGGACUCACACCGGAGAGAGGCCCUUCCAGUGCUCGUUCUGCGACAAGCGAUUCGCCCUGUCGGGAACGCUCGUGAGGCACGAACGUCUCCAUACCGGCAUCACGCCCUACCACUGCGCAGACUGCGGCAAGACCUUCGCGCAGCAGUGGACGCUCACCACGCACAUGAGGACUCACAGGGGAGAGAAGCCCUACAGCUGCACCCGGUGCGAGAAAUCCUUCGUCGCUCCCGGGGAGCUCCGCCGGCACACCAGGAUCCACACGGGAGAGAAGCCGUACACCUGCAGCGACUGCGGACGGCACUUCUCACUGGCGGGGACUCUCAGAAAUCACAGGCGGUCGUGUGCGCAGAGCAAGAGCGGCUCUGUCACGGACGUCAACUCAGGCGUGACGCAAGCUUCGACAGAUGAAUCGUCCCUGGAGGACCAGGCCAGUGCCGUUAGCUGUGAGGUGCCUAAAAGCCAGACCCCUGCAGAUGCAGCUGAGCCCCUUCCCUGCGUCACGUCACCUCAGCCAGAAGUUAUCCCGGAAGAAACGGAAGAGCCUUCGGAGGACCACAUUUCCACAUCUCACAUGAAUGUAAUAGUGAAAGAGGAAGAAGAGGAGGAACCAUUAUACGAGGAAACUCCAGACCAGGCGUCGGACGGGAAGGACCGUAAGACUCCAGAGGAAAAUGACGAGCAGCAUCAGCAAACCAACACAGAGAUUAGGAUUGCAGUAAAGGACGAAGAGGAGGGGCGAGUAAACGAAAAUCCUGACGCUGAUGAAGACGGUGGAAAACUCAACAAUGGAACAUCACCUGUAGAAAAGCGGAGGAGGAACGAUUCAAAAAAGGGCUCCUACUGCUGUGGGCUCUGUGGAAGAGACUGCCACAAGAUGUCAGCACUUCAGAUCCACAUGCGAAUUCACUCGGGAGAAAAACCCUACCAGUGCUCCCUCUGUGGGAAACAGUUUACUCAGAAAGGCCAACUAAAGGGUCACUUUAAAGUCCACACAGGUGAAAAGCCAUAUUCCUGUCCAGACUGCGGCAAGAGCUUCGCCCACUCGGGGGCCAUGAACAGACACAGGCUCACCCACACAGGCGAGAAGCCGUACCACUGCUCCGUCUGCGACCGGAGCUUCAAUCAGUCCGGUCGAUUGAGAGAACACCAAAAAAUCCACCUGGGGGAGAAGUUUGACUGUCCCGAGUGUGACAAGAGCUUCACGCGCGCCUCAAGCCUCAAAAACCACGUCAGGCUGCACACCGGCGAGAGGCCGUAUGGCUGCGACAUCUGCGGGAGAGGCUUCAGCCGCUCACAGAGCCUCAGGCUCCACAGGAGGAAACACUUUGAGACCGAGAAAGGGUCCCCGGACACUCUGAAGAACGACGACCUCUACGAGAGCGACAGUGACUCCCCGAUUAAUAUGUGCAUAAUAGACAAAAAUGACUGAUCUAUUUAUUUAACCGCAUAUACAUUAGUAGUGUUAGUGCAAGAUACAAGGCUGUACAAUAAACUGAGAAAGGGGAAAGUAGGGACUUCUGUGAAUUCACAAUUACCUGUCUGUGAUGCGUCUAUAUAAAAAGGUAUUUAAAAACCAAAAUAUUUAUCUCUGAACUGUACAAACAGCCUGACGAAGAGAAACACACCUGAGACCUGUACUGCAUAGCAGGAUUAGUGGCGGAUAAGGGGAACCUCUGGCUCAGUUAGGGAUUUUUCUUCUUAACCCGGGUUCAUUAGUGCAGGAAGUUUACACUGAUGGAGGUUAAAGCUCCAGAUUAGAGAUCAACACCCAUGAAAGCAUCGCCUCUCGUCCACGGAACGCACUUUAAAUAUAAAAUAAAAAUAGAAAACACAGUGGUGCUCUUCUCCUCCUGUUGUCUUUGACCUUCAUUAAAAAAACCUUAACCUUCAUAACAGGUAGUUCAGUGGAAAUAUAACUUAUAGACACUAAUUUAAUGAAAUUUUCCUAAAGUUUUAUUUCUUUCAGAAUUUUAGAAUUAAAAAUGGAUGUUUAUAAUCACUGUGAUCUUUAAAACAAAAACACACUGUGUGAAAGGGAAAAAUAAAAGGUAGAUCGGGUUGUUAUUUUUUAUUUACAGUCAUUCUAAAGUUGCCUUUUUAAAAGAACUAUAACACACAAAAUGUGCUGCAGAUUUUUUUAUAAAGAUAGCUUAGAAUCCAGCAGUGAAUAAAGGAAAACAAAAACAUUCACUGAAACAUAUCUCUCUAAACUUUCAAAUUUUUAGUGAACUAUAAGUAAAGUGCAUUAACCUACAUAUUGUAGGUUAAUGCAAAAACAUAAAUUUUAGUAAUUGACCUGCUGGCCACAGAUCAAAGGGAAAUUGGCUGUUUUAAGGGUGCAUCUCCUCGAAGAAGCUGAGAGUUUUAAGUGUUUAUUCUGUAAUGCUGGCUUUGAGCUACAUUUUCCUUAAAGUCCGUCCAAACUGUGCAAAGAUGUAACUGCAGCAGUCAGAUUUACAGCAUCUGUAAUCAGCUGUAGUUAAAAUCUGAAGCAGAAUAGAAAGUUCCUCCAAAUCCUUUCGGAAAAUUAUAACAAAGACGAUUAAUAACCUGUGGAGCUAGGUUUUUUUUUUUUUUGUUUUUGUUUUUUUAAUAUUGUACUGCUGUAGAAAUACUGUAAAACAUUCUAACAUAAAUUGUGUAAAACCCUAAGAUGUAACAUUAACACAAGGAGUUAUUUGUGUCUUCAAAGAUGGCAGAGAGCAGCGGUCUCUGAUUUGAAACCUGUUCCAGCAUAAUUAUAGCGCACACUCUCCACAAACCGCCACCAUUUGGGUUCAGACCAAAACCAAAAUGGCUACCUCCCUGACAGGGUGGUUCUCUAAAGUUAAUUUCUAACCAAAUAAUCUGUUUUUCACCCUGGUAGAUGGUCUGUGACUGAAGGCGGAUAAAGAAUGACCCAAGAAAAUUACCCCGGUGUCUGCAAUACAUUGCUGAAUUUGAGACUUGCCUAUUCGCCAACUGAACUGAAAUGUAUGUAUUUGUUGCUUCUAUAGAGCCAAGAGCUAAAAUCAUUUAAUUAUUUGCAUCAGAGUACAACAAAAUUAUAUCAGUGUUGUUAUGACUGGUUUAGCCAGACCCCUAAAGACGCGUCAAACCAGCUUUAUAGUACAGGCCUCAGGCACAGUUGUGUUCAAAAUAAUAGCAAGGUGUUUUAUACACGGAGGGGAGCUCAAAAUCCUUAUAACAGCUUGUAUUUACGUUUGCUUGUUCUAUUAGUAAAAAUUCGAAAUUGAAGAAAAGUUGGUCAACCAACAAAAUGUCUGAAGAUUUAGGUUUCCUCUGAAUCUGGACUAACGUUGAGUAUUAUGAUAUUAAGUUGUAGAGCCCGCUGUCUUUGAGAAAGGCUUCAGUUCUGGUCGACCGACUGGAACCUGUGAACGGGUGUUGCAGCGCAUGAUUAGACUACAUUUCACAAUGUCUCUGCAGUGCUUAGUUUUGCCUCCGAGAUGGUAUGUUUGACGUCACCGCACAGGUUUUCAUUCAGAUUAAGGUCCAGAAACUGGGCUGGCCUUUCCGUAACGUUAAUUUGGUUGGGUGAACCAAGCUAAUGGUCACUGGUGUGUUUGGGGCUGCUGUGCUGUUAAAACAGCCAUCUUGAGGCAAUUUUCAUCUUUCUCAAUGAAAAAAAAACAACAACAAAUUACCCAUUUUUAUGUUUUCAAAACGAUCAAUAAUCUCUUAUAUGUGAUGCUUAGGUGUGACCUCAUAGAAUAACUUUACAUGGCCCUAGCAUGAUACCUGAACCACUGGGGUUCAGUGUACUGUGACUUGAAUUCAGUGUUUGAGGGUCGUCUGAACUGUCCACAGACUUGGAUCCAUAAUGAUCGCUGUUGUCCACAGAAACUGAUUCACCGAUGUACUUUAGGCCAGUCAGUAUGUUUGAGUUAAUUAUUCAACUACACAGUAUAAAAUAAAAUAAAACUAUAAGCAUGCUCGUCACAUACAUAGGUUCUAUUGGUCUUCCAUUAAUCUACAAAUACAUUUUUUUCAUGUCAAAGUACCAAUUCUACCAAAAGCUGUGUCUCAUCUGGUUAGUGAUGAAAGACGGCUAUUAUUUUGAACACAACUGUAACAAUCUGCAACUAACAUGUUAAAAACACUCAGCAAACGAAGGUUUUAUGUAUCCGCAACAACCUUAGCAAACUGUUAUUCAGAUUUAUAUUCUCCUGUUACAUAUGUUUGUGUAUUUGACUAGCCUUUAGAGUGGUAGCACAAAUUGAGGUCAGUUAUUUCUCUUUGUCUUGACAAUAUAAUCAAUUUUGAUUGUGAACAUGGAACAUAUAAGUAUGUUUGUUGGGUCUUACGGUGGCCAAAAAGGUCGACAACUUUGAAAGGUUUUAAUACACUGUUGAUCAAACACGUGUAGAAGGUGCUAUAUAUUUUUUAUCCUUCAUUAUUUAAUUUACUUUAUUUUUAAGAAAAUACGUCUUUACAAGAGGUAUCUUGAAAAUUGUCAAACGGCACUGAAAGAACACAGUUUCCAUAAUGUCUGAACUGAUUAAAAUUCAUGAGUCUGGGUGUGUUUGUAAUUUAAUCCUAAUAACUGAACAAAACAAAAGACUGUAAAAUGUGUCAGGUACUUGAAAAUAACAUUGAAACAAUUUUGUGAACUGGGUCCAAUUUGUUUUGUAAAGUAGAUUCAUUUGUUAAAAAGUUAAAAGCAAUCAUACAACAAUUAGGAGAGAAAAAAAAAAACUAAACCAAAAGGAUGCAUCAUCCAAAGAGAAAAUUAUUUUAUGCUGUGCUGAUGGUGGGUAUUGCUCAGUCUGCCUGUCUAGCUGUAUGAGAUGUUUUCUGCCUUACAAUAAAAGUACUUAACAUUG
Fundulus heteroclitus (mummichog) is the source of this 5878-nucleotide messenger RNA. Its product is annotated as zinc finger protein 271. The transcript is spliced from 6 exons. Gene Ontology annotation, molecular function: RNA polymerase II cis-regulatory region sequence-specific DNA binding; DNA-binding transcription factor activity. Lineage: Eukaryota; Metazoa; Chordata; Actinopteri; Cyprinodontiformes; Fundulidae. The coding region runs from base 430 to 2481 and encodes 683 amino acids. The record is from RefSeq and is a predicted model, not a curated record. Gene Ontology annotation, biological process: regulation of transcription by RNA polymerase II.